This is a messenger RNA of Hemicordylus capensis (graceful crag lizard), 5734 nucleotides long. RefSeq names its product glypican 1 (gene GPC1). The transcript has 9 exons. The record is from RefSeq and is a predicted model, not a curated record. Lineage: Eukaryota; Metazoa; Chordata; Lepidosauria; Squamata; Cordylidae. The coding region runs from base 861 to 2513 and encodes 550 amino acids. Gene Ontology annotation, molecular function: fibroblast growth factor binding. Gene Ontology annotation, cellular component: cell surface; plasma membrane; synapse. Gene Ontology annotation, biological process: cell migration; negative regulation of fibroblast growth factor receptor signaling pathway; regulation of protein localization to membrane.
AGGUGGUGCUGCUGCCGCCUCCGUCGCCGUUCGCCGGCUGGAUCAGACGCACGCGCGCGCUCCCGCAAUUAUUUGCCGCUGCCUGAACAAUCUGCGGUCCAGUCCGGCUAGCGACUGCCCCUGCCAUCACCUUCGCAGCCGCUGUUGCCUCUGCCGCUCCUCCAUCGUUUCAAACUUUGCACAUUGAGACUUGCAGUCGGUUUUUUUUGUUCCAUUCAAAUUAGCAUCCUCAGCAACUCCUCUUUUCCACUCUGGGCAAGACCUAAAAGAUGCUGCUUCUCUUUUAAUAGCACAGUUGUGAAGAAAAGGGUGUGUGUUUUAAAACCACACACACACACACAAAAUCGGAUCGGUCUUCUAUGCAAACCUCCCAUUUUUCGGGCUCGAUCGCAGCAGCCGGCGCACGGAUUACAUUUCCCGGGAUCUCUUUUUGACUGCUGCCCUUCAGCAGCUUAUUGAAGUGUGUCCCCCUCCCCCUGUCCCCGAAGACCGAGGAGCGCCCCUUGGCCGCUUCUGCCCCUGUUGGAAGUGACUGACCUCGCCGCUUUCUUUGCCACCUCCCACCCUGCCACUCCACUGGUUCGAUUUGCUUGGGAUUGCAUUGUUCGUGGCCCAUCCCUGGGGGUGGGGUGGGGGUUGCCAGUUGGAAGCGAGGACGGGCUAGGAUUGGAAGGAAGGAGGCAGGGAUGCCAGAGGGAAGGUGAGACUGAGCGCUCGUGUCUCCCUCACCUUUCUGUAACCUCCCGGAUCCCGUCUGAGAACAGAUUCGGUGGCAGCAUCGAGAGACCGGGUUGGGAUCGCUCGCCCUUUUCGGCUUCUGCAGUUUCUCCUCGGUGGGAUUGUAGGGCUGCGCGGGCAGGAUGCGUUCCUUCCCGUGGGGAUUUUGGCUGCUGUGUGUCGCUGCGUCCUCGGCUGGGAGCGAUGGUAGCAACAAAGCAAGGAGCUGUUCCGAGCUCCGGCAACUCUAUGGGGCCAAAGGAUUCAGCCCCAGCGUGGUCCCCCAGGCGGAGAUCUCUGGUGAACACUUGAGGAUUUGCCCACAAGGCUACACAUGCUGUACCAGUGAGAUGGAGGAGAACUUUGCCAACAAGAGUAGAAGCGAAUUUGAAGCCAUGUUGAAGGAAGCCACUCGCUCAGUGCAAACAAACUUAACAUCCCAGUACAAGAGCUUUGAUGGUUAUUUCCAGGAUUUAUUAAACAAGUCAGAAAAGGCCCUUUAUGACACAUUUCCUGGCAUGUACGGAGACCUUUACUACCAGAACAUAAAGGUUUUCAAAGACUUGUAUAGUGAUCUGCGUCGUUAUUACCGCGGUUCCAACAUCAACCUAGAAGAGACCCUCACUGAAUUUUGGAAUCGCCUGCAAGAGCGGCUUUUUAAGUUGAUGAAUCCUCAGUACCACCUUCCUGAUGAGUACAUGGACUGCAUGAUGAAGCACUCUGAGCAGCUUAAACCCUUUGGAGAGGUUCCAAGGGACCUGAAGUUGAAGGCAACAAGGGCCUUCAUUGCAGUCCGCUCUUUUGUGCAGGGACUUGGAGUGGGCAGUGAUGUUGUCAAAAAGGUCUCUCAGGUCCCUCUGAGCCUGUAUUGCACCCGGGCCAUUAUGAAGCUGAUGUACUGUGCACAUUGCCGGGGCAUGUCAAAUGUGAAGCCAUGCAACAGCUACUGCCGCAACAUCUUGAAAGGCUGUCUGGCCAAUCAAGCAGACCUGGACCCUGAGUGGAGGAACUUGAUUGAUUCAUUGCUCUUGGUGGCUGAUCGCUUUGAUGGCCCGUCCAACAUCGAGUCAGUCAUUGGUACAAUUCAUACGAGGAUUGCAGAAGGCAUUUCUAAUAUGCAAGAGCAUCGAGAAUCUAUAACUGCCAAGGUCUUUCAAGGUUGUGGAAAUCCCAAAAUCAACCCCAAAGCUUCCAGUGUUGAGGAUAAGAAGAGAAGGGGCAAAUCCAUCAGUGAAGAUAAAGCUUCAGGGCUUGGUUUGGAGAAACUUGUUUCAGAUGCCAAAGGAAAGCUGAGGGAUAUAAGGGACUUCUGGGUUUCCUUGCCUACCACACUUUGCAAUGAAAAGGUAUCAUCUGGUUCUGUGAAUGAAGACAAGUGCUGGAAUGGAAUGGCCAGAAGCAGAUACCUUCCAGAUGUGAUGGGAGACGGUCUAGCCAACCAGAUUAAUAACCCAGAGGUUGAAGUAGACAUUACCAAACCGGACAUGACCAUCCGCCAGCAAAUCAUGCAGUUAAAGAUUAUGACAAAUCGAGUGCGUAAUGCAUACAACGGGAAUGAUGUGGAUUUCCAGGAUACCAGUGAUGACAUCAGCGGCUCUGGAAGUGGUGAUAGCUGCCUUGAUGAUGCAUGUGGCAAAAGACUGUCCAAGAACCCCAGCACCAGGCCGCCAGAGACACAUCCUAUGCCUAAGCAGUCAGGACAAGGUGUCAGUGGAAAUAGCAGCGUACUUUUGCCUUCUUCCUUUCUUUUAUUACUUUCUCUGGCUGCUGUUGCAAUGCAGUACCUGCGACGGUAACUCAUUUGUGCAGCCUAUGGAAGAGACUGUGAUGGUUGAGGUCUUAACUUUGCCAAAAAUGUGGACUAUAUUUAAUUCAUCUUGGCAAAAUGUGGGAGGAAAAAGUUCUUGAUUGUUUGUGAUAACCUGGCAGUGCUAGAGGUGGUCUUUUCUUUUGUUCUUUUUAAAAUGCUGGGCCCUUCUUUCUGUACCUCAUUUUUAAAAAGUCAUUAAUUUGCCACAAAAAAGGCACCUAGGUGCCUACGACAGACCUUGGAAGAUAGGUUUAAUGCAGAAAAAAACAAAUGACCCCAAGGCAACAUCAUUUUUACUGACUGCAAUAAAAUAUGCAAGUAUCUCAGAUUCUUAUUUAACUGUAGCCAUGAGUGUGCUACACUGGUUUAGAACAAUACACCAUUUUAAUUUAAAUGUGUUCAAAGUGCUCUAAUAGGGAGUCAGUUCAUAAUUUUCCAUUAAGCAAGUGGAAAUGAGCCUUCCUUUUGUUUGAUGUAGGAGUAUCUAUUCUGUACAUUAAUGUAAUCCUGAUUAGCAAAGGGAUUCAUUAUUCUGGAACCUGGAACAAAUGUUCUUUCAUUUGUAAAUAUUUUUGAUUGCUAAAAUUUAGUCAUCAUAGCCAAUUAAUAUUUCUCCUACAUCCAAGCAAAUGAGAAUGAGAUUUAGGUUUUGCAUGAUCCAUGGAAAGUAGCAAAUUGAUAAGAUGCAAUACUGAAUCACAAUAUGCAACAUUGCAAUAGAAAUAUGCAUGGGAAGACUUUUGCCUGGAAAGCACUGCUUUCCCUUUGAGGCUGAUUGUCUUCCUAUUGACAAUUACCACAGUCAACUUUUACCAAAGGGAUAAUGCAAAGAAACUUUUUUUGAGGUUUUGUGUAUUACUACUAGUCCUUUUAGCAAGGCCUGAUGGCAACUCAUUGGCUAAACCAGGGAACAGUAAAAUACCAUCAAAUGUCCCUAGACAUUGGCUUGGAUACAGGUUUUAAAGGAACUGCAGGUCUUUGAUCCUGCCCCCAGUUCCACCAGUGAUGUCAGCUGGAAAAAACAAGCAGACCAAAGCCAUAGUUUGAGUCACCAUAUCAACCAAAUGCUAAUCCAUUUCACCUUAUGUUGGCCUAGUUAACCCUAUCUUCUCACUUUGCUAGUUUUCCAAUUGUUAUGUAUUUGCCAGGGAUAUUGUCAGAUGGUUAAGGUGGUCGGUAGGAGAGAGGCAGGAGAUAGGAGUGUCUAAUCACAGAUCUACACAAACAUGUAUGGAUUCUUUGUUCAGACAUCCAUGCUUGCAUAGUUCUCUACAUUGGGUCAUUAGAUUUUUUUGACCUACAGCCACAAGCAUUUUUUCUCUUUUUCAGAAAUAUUUAGUAUAUCAAGGCAAUCGUACUGAUUGGUUAGACGACAGGAAACCCUUGACACAAACAUUGCUGUUAAUUCACUUUGUUUCAUAUCAUGACUUUCCUUUUCGGGAUCAGGGGGUGUGAAAGUGUAUUUUUUACAUUUAAAAAUAUAUAGGCUUUGCAUAAAUGUUGAAUCAUUUCUAUUGUGUCUUGGAUCAAAGACAAAUGUUGUAUUUCCCAACAACAGCAUUCAAAAAGGCAGAACUACAGAAGCCAUUUUCAAUGGUAGAAUGUGAUCAAUUGCAAACAAGGGAAGCAUUUCAAGCAUUACAGCAUUAGAAGUGGUGAAAGAGCGAAGGCAAGAACAUUUAUUCAGUUAUCAUUUCCGUUACUGGCCUUAUUUGUUUCUAUACAACUUUGGGAGAAAUCAGUAACCUAAUAACCCCAAUGAGUAUUGGAUGCUGCCAGUCACACUGAUAUUGUAUUUUCAAAACUCAGGCAAGAUCUGAUGCCAGUGUGAAUUCUUUUUCAGACAACAGAUGCUUGUGCAUACCUUAUUUUAAAUUCCGCUUGAAUAGAACAAUGCCCCAGCUGCUUUCUUUAUUAUUCAUCUAGACAACCUAAUGCAUUUAGGGUUUUUUUCCCCCAAUUACACCAUUCUUCAAAUAAUUUUGCACACAAAUAAGGCAUGGAAAUCCAAUAUCCUGCCUCCUUUGAGCACUAGUUUUCAAAUGCCAGAGAAAAUGGAGGCACAAAUUCAAAUAGUGUUGUAUAGUUAGACUUCCUUUGGUAAAAAUACAGCUAGAUAAAUAUAUUCACAAAUAAACGCUAUACACCCUGCAGGAACCAAUGAAACAGCUGCCAUUUCCUUCCCCCUGAUCUUCUGCCAACUUGCUGGAGAGCUGUAACCUCACACUGUUCAGGGCCCUAUUGAAGCCUCAAAUUCCAUGUGAAAGCAACAGGCGCUUUUUCAAGCCGGAGGCUGCCCCAGUCUAAAGCAGGACAUCAUGGGCCCAGUUUUUCAAACAAGAAGGGCGGCCAGGUAGUGGGUGAUGACUUCCCCUGCAACCACUACCUUACCGCACAAUGUUUCAUACCCAGCCACUUUUCUCCCAGCCAUAUUCAUUUCUGGUAUCAGAACCCAGCUGAGGGGAAAGGGGCAUUAGAGAAGAGACUAUGGGAAGGUAAGCUGUGUGUGUUGGGGGAGGGGGAGAAUUUCUCUGCCCUCACUUGAUCUUUUUGCUCUAAAAGACUGGCAUACACACUCAGUCUUCUGCUGCACUUAGUUGGCCAGACUUGGGUUUAAACAAGACUGGUCUGCUGUUGCCAUGUGUAGUUUGAGCCUGUCUCUUGAGGAGUGCUAUCUUAUGCUCUCAUGGGAUCUGAUUUUUUUAAAACGUUUGUUAUCAAGAUGGCAGUGCUCGGUUUUGACAUUUAAAAGCACUUUGCCGUAAGGGAUAUUGAUGGAUUUAGUAACUGGGCAAAAGAAUGUAACACCCAGGCCCCUUGCAAAGCCGUCAGCCAGAAACCAGAAUCUUGGAUGUACAACCUAUUCUUUUUGUGCCAUAAUGUCUGUUGCAGUGGAGGGUGGAAUCAAUAUAGGCUUUCAGAGCACUGAUAUUUAUCCUUUACAGAUGACAAACAACCUGUUGUUUUCUGGUGGGCUUAGGGAGCUAACGUACAAAUAUCUGGCGUAUACCUUGGCUUUUAAAAAAACUAAAAAACAACAAUGCAGUUCUAUCUGCAAAAUUAAGAUUUAUUUCACUUAUUGAUAUACUUGGCCAUUUCUAUAUUUCUUUUGGUUACCAAGGUACUUGUAACUAUCUUGCACUGUUGAACUAUGUUCUUUGAAUCCUUGUAUAAAUAAAUAAAAAAAAGGCUGGAGACCUAAAUCUA